Molecule: messenger RNA, 4958 nt
Organism: Cinclus cinclus
Lineage: Eukaryota; Metazoa; Chordata; Aves; Passeriformes; Cinclidae
Gene: HSP90AB1
Product: heat shock protein 90 alpha family class B member 1
Exons: 11
Coding region: 2361-4508 (715 amino acids)
Biological process (GO): protein stabilization; protein folding; cellular response to heat
Cellular component (GO): perinuclear region of cytoplasm; plasma membrane; cytosol
Molecular function (GO): disordered domain specific binding; ATP-dependent protein folding chaperone; ATP hydrolysis activity
Source: RefSeq, a predicted model, not a curated record
GAAUGGCGUGUGCAUUCCCUGCACAGCUAGGCCCAGCUAUGAGGGCACAGCCAGCGUGGGAAGGGGAUCGUAGAACCAUAAAAUCAGAGUGGUUCAGGUUGCAAGGGGCCUUGAUCAGCCAGUUCCAAAGCCCCUGCCAUGGGCCGUGACAACUUCUACUACACCAGGUUACUUGUCGCCCCAUCCAGCCUGGCUAUGAAGACUUUGAGGGGUGAGGCAUCCAUAGCUUCUCUGGGCAACCUGUUCCAGUGCCUCAUGACCCUCAGAGCAAUAAAUUUCUGGCCCAAUAUCUAAACCUUCCCUCUGUUUGAAAGCAUUUCCCCUUUGUCCUCUAACUACAUACUCCUUGUCCCUGUCCAUCUUUAUUGUAGGUCCCCUUCCAGUACUGGAAGAGCACAAUUAGGUCACACCAAAGCCUUCUCCAGGCUGAACAAUCCCAAUUCUCUCAGACUUCCCUUGUGGGAGAGGUGAUCCAUCCCUCUGGAACAUGUUGGUGUUCCUCCUGUGGACUGUCUCCAACAAGUCCAUGUCCUUCCUGUGCUGGGGACCUCAGAGCUGGAUGCAGCACUGCAGGUGGGCUCUCACCAGAGCAGAGGGACAGAAAACUGUCCCUUGCCCUGCUGGCCGUGCAGCUUUGGAUGCAACCCAGAACACCACCGACUUUCCGAGCUGUGAGUGCACAUGGCGAACUCUUGGCCAGCCUCUCAUCCACUAGCACCGCAGGGAAGCUGCCUUCGAGGUACACCAAGGGACCACCGACACCUCUGACAAAGAGCAGAUGUACCUUCACAUUUUGAGGUGGAGUGACCUGCAGCACAGCUCCUGGGAGCUUUCCUUGUGCCUGGGAACAGCCAGAGUGCCACCUCCUGCUCCUGGCGUGAACUACACCAGCCUGCCAGCGGGAAUCUCCCUCCCUCUGUGAUGUCCCACAUUAUUGUCCCACAUUAUUCACAGUCAUCACCUCUUUGCACCACCAGGCAUCAAAAUCUAUGUGGGAGCUCGGGUCUCCUCAUCCUACUUCCAGCUUCCUUUGCUGGUCAGGGCUUUUGUACCCACAGCUUCAGCACAGAAUCACAGAAUGGGUCAGGUUGGAAGAGAGCACAGUGGAUCAUCUAUUUCAACAUCUCUACUUAAGCAGAGUCAUCCUAGAGUACAUGGUACAGAAUUGCGUCCAGGCAGUUCUUGAGCAUCUCCAGUGAGGGAGUCUCCACAAUCUCUGUGGAGGGAAUCUGUUCCAGUGCUGGGUCACCCACACAGUAAAAAAGUUCUUCCCCAUAUUCAGGUGGUAUUUCCUCUGUAUCAAUUUCUGGCCUCUGCCUCUUGUUCUCUUGCUUGGCAGCACUGAGCAGAGUGUGCCUCUAUCCUCAACACACUCCCUUGCGAUGCUUACAGACACUGACUCCCCUCUCAGUCAUCUCGAGGCUGAACAGUCCCAGCUCCCUCAUCCUUUCCUCUUAAGAGAGGUGCUCCUGUCCCUUAAUCAUCUUUUUUACCCUCUGCUGUACCAGCUCCAGGGGCUUCAUGUCUCUGUUAUACUGAGGAGCUCAGAAGUAGACAGAGCACUGCAGAUACUAGAACGGUAAGGUUUAAGAUUGAUUUAUAUUAUUAUUUCCCUUAAACACUGAAAAGACAACGCCUCCAAACACUGUUUUGCAUCAGCCACGCGGGCCUGCCACACUCCGGCUCUGACACCUCCUGUCCCCGCCCCCUCAUCCACUGUGCCGUGGAUACACGCAGCCUCAGGCCGGCAGAGCUACGCGGCUCCCGGCCUCGGGGGGAGCUGCAGGGUGAAGCUGGGGCAGCGCGGAUUCCCGGUUCCCUGCCCCAGCCGUAAAGGCGCCGCCGUAACCACUGUGGAACACUCUGGAAGAGCCUUUCUACCCGCACCUGUAUUCCUCCGCGACGGGGCGCGGAAAGAGUUCCUCGCCGGAGCUCCCCGCCGCCCCUCGCCCUGGCGCCUGGAGAUCCCGGUCCUGCGGCCUUCCGAGCGUCACGGCGAAGGGCGGCCGCAGCUGGCGACCGCACAGCAGCAGCAGCAUGAAGCCGAGCAUCUAUUGCACGCCCGCCCCCGCCAUGGCCGCCGCUAAAGGGCAACGCCGAUGACCCCGACGCGCCAUCUAUCUAUAGUUCCCUGCCCAAGACCCCUUUAAGGCGGAAGGAUAUAAUGCGCCGUGAGGCGCCCUUCCCUCUCCGUGUCUAUAAAAAUCGGCCGGUGGAGGGUGUAGCUCUUUCGCCGGUCCCUCACGCCCGAGACGGUAGGGAUAGGAUGGGGGACGGGCUGGGCCUGAUGUCCCCACCGCUCCCUCCCUGGUUCUUAUAGCCUGAAAAUGUGCUGAAAUACGUCUGUGUUUGCCUUGUAGAUGCCCGAAAAAGUGCAACACGAGGAGGAGGAUGCGGAGACCUUCGCCUUCCAGGCGGAGAUCGCCCAGCUCAUGUCGCUCAUUAUCAACACCUUCUAUUCCAAUAAGGAGAUCUUUCUGCGGGAACUCAUUUCCAACGCCUCCGAUGCCCUGGAUAAGAUACGCUAUGAGAGCCUGACCGACCCCUCAAAGCUGGACAGUGGGAAAGACCUGAAAAUUGACAUCAUCCCCAACCCCCGGGACCGCACGCUGACCCUGGUGGACACUGGUAUUGGGAUGACAAAAGCAGACCUCAUUAACAACCUGGGCACCAUUGCCAAAUCUGGCACCAAAGCCUUCAUGGAAGCCCUGCAGUUUGGUGUGGGUUUCUAUUCCGCCUAUCUAGUGGCUGAGAAGGUGGUUGUCGUUACCAAGCACAAUGAUGAUGAGCAGUAUGCUUGGGAGUCAUCAGCUGGGGGCUCAUUCACUGUCCGAACUGACCAUGGUGAGCCCAUUGGACGUGGUACCAAAGUGAUCCUGUAUUUGAAGGAGGACCAGACUGAGUACUUGGAGGAGCGUCGCGUGAAAGAGGUGGUGAAGAAGCACUCCCAGUUCAUUGGCUACCCCAUCACGCUCUAUCUGGAGAAAGAACGUGAGAAAGAGAUCAGUGAUGAUGAAGCAGAGGAGGAGAAAGAUGAGAAGGAAGAAGAGUCAGUGUCCAAAGAUGAAGAGAAACCUAAAAUCGAGGAUGUGGGCUCUGAUGAGGAGGAAGAGGGAGACAAAGGCAAGAAGAAAAAGACCAAGAAAAUCAAGGAGAAAUAUAUUGACCAGGAGGAGCUGAACAAGACCAAACCAAUUUGGACCCGCAACCCUGAUGACAUCACCCAGGAGGAGUAUGGAGAGUUCUACAAGAGCCUCACCAACGACUGGGAGGACCACUUGGCUGUCAAGCACUUCUCUGUGGAAGGGCAGCUGGAGUUCAGGGCCCUGCUUUUCAUCCCGCGCCGUGCCCCUUUCGACCUCUUUGAGAACAAGAAGAAGAAGAACAACAUUAAGCUGUAUGUGAGGCGGGUCUUCAUCAUGGACAGCUGUGACGAGCUCAUCCCUGAAUACUUAAACUUCAUCCGGGGUGUUGUGGACUCUGAGGACCUUCCUCUGAACAUUUCUCGUGAGAUGCUCCAGCAGAGCAAGAUCCUCAAAGUGAUCCGGAAAAACAUUGUGAAGAAAUGCUUGGAGCUCUUUUCCGAGCUGGCAGAAGACAAAGAGAGCUACAAGAAAUUUUAUGAGGCGUUUUCCAAGAAUCUGAAGUUGGGCAUCCAUGAAGACUCCACCAACCGAAAGCGCCUUUCAGAGCUGCUGCGGUACCACACGUCCCAGUCAGGCGAAGAGGUGACUUCGCUUUCUGAGUAUGUGUCCCGUAUGAAGGAGAACCAGAAGAGUAUCUACUACAUCACAGGGGAGAGUAAGGAGCAGGUUGCUAACUCAGCCUUUGUGGAGCGUGUGCGGAAGCGUGGCUUUGAGGUGGUAUACAUGACGGAGCCCAUCGAUGAGUAUUGUGUACAGCAGCUCAAGGAAUUUGAUGGCAAGACCCUGGUAUCAGUCACCAAAGAGGGGCUGGAGCUGCCUGAGGAUGAGGAAGAGAAAAAAAAGAUGGAGGAGAGCAAGGCCAAGUUUGAGAACCUCUGCAAACUUAUGAAAGAAAUCUUGGACAAGAAGGUGGAGAAGGUCACCAUCUCAAACCGGUUGGUCUCGUCUCCCUGCUGCAUUGUCACCAGUACCUAUGGUUGGACAGCCAACAUGGAGCGCAUCAUGAAGGCUCAGGCACUGCGGGACAACUCUACCAUGGGCUAUAUGAUGGCCAAGAAGCACCUGGAGAUCAAUCCUGACCACCCAAUUGUGGAAACCCUUCGCCAGAAGGCUGAUGCUGACAAGAAUGACAAAGCUGUUAAAGAUCUGGUGGUGCUACUCUUUGAGACUGCUCUGCUGUCCUCUGGUUUCUCCCUGGAAGAUCCCCAGACCCACUCCAACCGCAUCUACAGGAUGAUCAAACUUGGGCUUGGCAUUGAUGAAGAUGAGAUUACAGCAGAGGAGCCCAGUGCAGCUGUCCCUGAGGAAAUCCCCCCUCUGGAGGGAGAUGAAGAUACAUCCCGCAUGGAAGAGGUAGACUAAAACAGGAAGGUUCUUCCUUCACCUGCCAGACCUCUGCUCUAUCAUGUCUGCUUAGAAGAUGGUCUGCUCCCACCAGCUGCUACUGACUUCUUGGUGGUGGCUAUUCUUUUGGCUCUGUUUGGUUGGGGUUGUUUUUGGCAGGGUGUAGGAGGGCAUGAUUCCCUGUUUGUUAGUAGUGAUUCAGGUAGCCUGAGGCCUGUCUGUUCUGUGUUUUUCUGCUUGUGUAGGAACAGCUAAUGGGGAGUGAAGGUGUGAGGUUUCCCUGCUCUCCCCCUCAUGGAGUUGUCCCAUGUUACCAGUAGGCAUCAAACACUCUCCUUAUUCCAUUGGGGUGGGAGAGCCCUUCUUCCAAACUGCUGCCUCCCUGAAGCCCCAGGAUAGCAUAAUGGUUUUGUUUGGUUAUUUUUCUGGUUUUUUUUGUUCUACUGGAAUUAAAGAAUUGAUGAUUUA